CCAAUUUCAGUGCUAAAGGUAAAGGGAUUGACUGUAAGAUUUAACCUCUAUUCUUAACCAUGGAUUUACUUGGUCAGAAAGUCAAGGAAAUUUUGACCUGAAUUUACGUGCAAAGCAUUCUACGAAGACCGAACAUGCGUCUGUGGAUAAUUAAUCUCGUUUGUGCCGCUGUGUAUGGAAUAAACCGUAUUUCAGAACCAGAUCUGAGAGCUGUUAACUUUGCCGACAAGAUAGAAGGACAAAAGCUGAACGGAAGCCUGAUAAGAGAACUUGAAGUGGAUUCGGAAAGUUCCUGUCAGCUUGAGUGUGUGGAUGAGGAGCGAUGUCAGUCUUACAACUUUGGAACCAUAAAGGGCGACUCAGAGAAAUUCGAGUGCCAACUAAGUGCCUCUGAUCGAUUUGCUGCAUUUGCUAACUUCACUGAGGAUAAAAAUUUCAUAUACAGAGGAAUAGAGGGUAAAAACGCUGCUAAAUGUUCAGCGAGUAUCGCCGGUACUGUUCGUAACAAUACUUUCCGAAAGGCCUGGGAAUGGUGUAAUGGUGAGGUUUGGCUAUCAGUGGUGAUUGGUUUGUUCGCUACUGAACCAGGACGUCACUGUCUUGAUAUUUUAAAAUCAGGUCAAAGUCGCGGUAGUGGACUUUAUUGGAUCGAUCCAAACGGUGGUUCAACAAGUGACUCUUUCCAAGCUUUUUGUGAUAUGGAGACCAAUGGUGGAGGCUGGACACUAAUUUCCACAAAAGUGUCUCCAAGCUUCCUCCUUAUCAAAACAGCCUUCCUAGCAUCAGCUGCAGAAACUACGGAUGCAGAUGCAUCGAGUCACAUCCACCCUGACAUGGGGGACUGGGAAGAAGUCAUGUUCCGGUUCAGUGACGUCAAUACCAUCCGGGUUAUUUACAACAGGAAGGCAGGCGCUCCAAAUAAGGACAAAACAGACUUCGAGAAGCUCUUGAUGGGGACAACUCUCGACAAUGUGGGGAGGACCAUCCACGGUUUUUACAAAUACAGCCCAGCAGAUCAAAACAAGAGGAAUCCCUCUUCUGGUUUUGCUUCAAUAUCAGUUUUGUACUUCGAUUCAAACAACGGGAUAUCUGAAAGCCAUGCUGGCACAGACAAGUGGAUUGACAUGUGGCACUUUGUUGACGUCUCAAACAACUACAUCACUUUUGACGAUAGCCGCGCUGUUGGUACCAAGUGUAUCGCGGGCUACUGUUAUCUGAACAAACCAAUCUGGGUAAUGGUGAGAUAGGAAAAAGAACUGUAGCUGAAGAUAAGAAAAGGCGCUCUCAAGUUUUUGUAAAUUGGUGGGAGUUAAUCAAUUAUUCUAUGCUGCCACAACUAGCCAUAGUUGUUGUAUUAGUAAAAAUAAAUAGUUAAAAGCUUUGAUAAGUUGUCGAUCGUUAGAGAGAAUUAUUAUAAUCUCGAUGUAACUGCCUAAAAUAAGUGUUUUUAAAGAUGCUAAUGUACGGAUUCUUAUUGUGUUUGCCAUUAACCUAUAUCUUCUUAUUGUGAAAUACCCCCUGAUUUUAAGAUUCGCGGUAUCUCGACCCUUCUGAUAUGUUUUAGAAAUGCAAAAUCUCAAUUUGA
Messenger RNA from Stylophora pistillata, 1585 nucleotides. RefSeq lists its product as uncharacterized. The record is from RefSeq and is a predicted model, not a curated record. Lineage: Eukaryota; Metazoa; Cnidaria; Anthozoa; Scleractinia; Pocilloporidae. Gene Ontology annotation, molecular function: extracellular matrix structural constituent; oligosaccharide binding.